This is a messenger RNA of Cyphellophora europaea CBS 101466, 1023 nucleotides long. RefSeq lists its product as uncharacterized. The transcript has 2 exons. NCBI's taxonomy places the organism in Eukaryota, Fungi, Ascomycota, Eurotiomycetes, Chaetothyriales, Cyphellophoraceae. Bases 1 to 1023 code for a protein of 340 amino acids. Gene Ontology annotation, biological process: transsulfuration. The record is from RefSeq and is a predicted model, not a curated record. Gene Ontology annotation, molecular function: thiosulfate-cyanide sulfurtransferase activity. Gene Ontology annotation, cellular component: mitochondrion.
AUGGCUUUGGCCAUACUGCGUCGGCCUGGCUUCUACCGGCCCCCCCAAAACCUCUUUCACUCCUCCCGAUCAUACGCCCACGCCAGAAUGUAUAGCUUAUCAAGCUACAUUGUCUCGCCGGCCGAAGUCGACGAGGCACUGAAGAAGAAUGCCCCUUCGACCAUCAGUACUUCUCCCAGAGUCAUCCCUAUUUGCGCAGCUUGGUUCAUGCCAAAUGACCCAGAGGGCCGGAAGGGCAUAGAUUCCUUUAACAAGAAACGGAUACCGAAGGCGCGGUUCUUCGAUAUUGAUGGUGUGAAGGACCAUGAGAGCCCGUACCCCCAUAUGCUACCUACGUGCGACACCUUCGCGGAGGCCAUGUCGAAUAUGGGCAUUCGUAAGGACGAUGAGCUGGUGGUGUAUGACACAGAGGAGCUAGGGCUGUUUUCUGCACCGCGAGUGGCGUGGACGCUUCGAGUCUACGGUCACCCGAGAGUGCAUGUGCUCGAUAACUUCCGGCAGUGGUGCAAGGAGGGCUAUCCCAUCGAAGAGGGCCCGCCCGAGGUUCCUAACAUUACCAAGUAUCCUGAGCCGAGCUACAACACAGACAUGGUGGUCAAGUAUGCCGAAAUGAAGACGAUUGGGUACGAUCACGGCAAGGAGGGCGCAGAGGAGAUUCAGAUCUUGGACGCCCGACCGACGCCCAGAUGGGAGGGCAUUGCACCUGAGCCACGAGAGGGCCUGAAAAGCGGUCACAUGCCCGGCAGCACGAGUGUGCCUUUUCAGGAACUCCUGGACCCGGAGACCAAACAGCUGCUCCCGAAAGAAGAGUUGUACAAAGUCUUCGAAUCCAAGGGUCUUUCCAAGGAUAAGCCUACCAUCUCGACCUGCGGCAGUGGCGUGACGGCGGCAAUCAUUGAAGCAGCUCUGAAGGAGUCAGGUUUCGGCAAGUCUGAUGAUCGCAGACUGUACGAUGGCAGUUGGACUGAGUGGGCGUCGCGAGUGUCGCCGACCUCGGGUCUCAUCAAGACGAAGGAGAGCUAG